GGCGCAGGGCUAGGCAAGCGAGCGGAAGGGGCCUGCGCUCGCUCUUUCGUUUCAGUCCCCGGUCCGGGUCACCAGCGUGUCGCCGCCGCUCCCGCCGACCGCCCGGGGCCUUCUCCGCUCGGCGCCGCCGCCCCUUGCCGGACGUGCCCACCCUUCUCCUGAGGCAGCCGGGCCGCCGCCCCUGCGCCGCCAGGCACCGCCGCCAUCAUGGUGAAGAUCGCCAAGACUCCCAAGAAUCAGAUCAAACAAAAAAAAAUGGCCCCUCCACCCAAAAAGGUGGAGGAGAGCGAGGAAGAAGAGUCCUCUGAGCUAGAGGAAAGCAGCGGAGAAGAGAUGGUGCCUCAAAAGAAACAACAGAAAGUGGCAGUCACACCAGCCAAGAAGGCUACUACCCCUGCAAAGAAGGCUGUUACUCCUGCAAAAAAGGCUAUUACACCUGCCAAGAAGGCUGUGGUUACUCCAGCUAAAAAGGCUGUUGUUCCAUCACCUAAAAAAGCUGCUGUCCUGGCCAAAGGUGCAAAAAAUGGAAAGAAUGCCAAGAAGGAAGAGAGUGAGGAGGAGGAGGAGGAGGAUGAAGAUGACGAGGAAGAUGAUGACGAGGAUGAAGAUGACGAGGAAGAAGAUUCUGAUGAGGAGGAGGAACCACCAAUGCCUGUGAAACCAGUAGCCAAAAAGCCUGCAGCAGUACCAGCCAAAAAGCCUGCAGUUGUGCCAGCAAAGCAAGAAUCUGAAGAAGAGGACGAUGAUGACGAUGAGGAUGAUGACGAUGAGGAGGAAGAUGAUGAGUCUGAAGACGAAGCCAUGGACACAGCUCCUGUUCCAGUGAAGAAAGCUACUCCAGCAAAGGCUGCACCAGUGAAAGCCAAGGCAGAGUCUGAAGAUGACGAAGAUGAGGAUGACGAUGACGAAGAUGAGGAAGAUGAAGAGGAUGACGAGGAGGAAGAUGAUGAAGAGGAAAGUGAGGAUGAAAAACCUGUCAAGGAAGCACCUGGAAAGAGGAAGAAAGAAAUGGCCAAUAAAAGUGCACCAGAGGCCAAGAAAAAGAAAACAGAUGGGCCUGCUUCAGCUUUCUCCCUCUUUGUUGGAAAUCUGGUUGCCACCAAGGAGUUUGAAGAACUGAAGACUGGCAUCAAAGAAUUCUUUGGGAAGAAGAAUAUUGAAGUUUUAGAUGUCAGAAUCGGUUCUUCCAAGCGAUUCGGCUAUGUCGACUUUUCAACAGCUGAAGAUCUGGACAAAGCUCUCCAGCUGAAUGGGAAGAAGUUAAUGGGUUUGGAAAUCAAACUGGAAAAAGCAAAAAGCAAGGAAUCAAUGAAAGAAAAUAAGAAAGAGAGAGACGCUCGGACGCUGUUUGUGAAGAACCUGCCCUACCGCGUAACCGAAGAUGAGCUGAGAGAGGUGUUUGAAAACGCUCUUGAAGUCAGAAUAGUCAUGAACAAGGAAGGGAACAGCAAAGGGAUGGCCUACAUUGAGUUUAAAACAGAAGCUGAUGCAAACAAAGCUUUGGAGGAGAAGAAAGGCACAGAGAUUGAUGGUCGUACCUUGGUAAUUGACUUCACGGGUGAGAAGAGCCAUCAAGAUCAUCAGAAAGGAGGUGGAGAGAGGGAGUCGAAGACACUAAUUGUCAACAACCUCUCGUAUGCUGCUUCAGAAGAGACUCUCCAAGAACUGUUCAAGAAAGCUUCAUCCAUCAAGAUGCCACAGAACAACCAGGGCAGGCCUAAAGGGUAUGCAUUUGUAGAAUUUCCCACAACCGAGGAUGCCAAAGAGGCACUGAAUUCCUGUAACAACACAGAGAUUGAAGGCAGAGCAAUCAGGCUGGAGUUCAGUUCACCAGGAUGGCAGAAAGGGAACACGAAUGCAAGAGGAGGAUUUAACCAACAAAGCAAAACGUUAUUUGUCAGAGGCCUUUCUGAGGACACCACAGAGGAGACGCUAAGAGAGUCGUUCGAAGGCUCUAUAAGUGCAAGAAUAGUCACAGACAGAGACACGGGAUCAUCUAAAGGGUUUGGAUUUGUGGACUUCAGCUCCCCAGAAGAUGCCAAAGCAGCUAAAGAAGCCAUGGAAGAUGGAGAGAUAGAUGGAAACAAAGUGAUCCUUGAUUUUGCCAAGCCAAAGGGUGACUUUCAGCGCGGCGGUGGAUUUGGUGGUCGUGGUGGCAGAGGAGGUGGCCGAGGAGGAAGAGGUGGAUUUGGUGGCAGAGGUGGUGGCAGAGGUGGAUUUGGAGGUAGAGGAGGUGGCUUCCGAGGAGGCAGAGGAGGAGGUGGAGAUCACAAGCCCCAAGGGAAGAAGAUAAAGUUUGAGUAAACUUUCCUUUUCCUUUCCCUUCUCCUGCUCUCUGAGACUAUCUGAAAGGACUCCGGGGGUUUUUAUUCUCCUUUGAGCGUGGCGGAGCCUUUGGAGGACAUUCCAAGAUGCAAAGCAGUACUGUGAGCCACUUGGAAGAUGCAAUUUUCAUUUCAAGGAAGAGAGAGCAAGCCAUUUUGACUGCUUGCCUAUUCAAAGGAACUUUUUAAAACACAAGCGCUAGCUGUGGGAAUUUUGCCCCUUGUCUGUGAGUUGUCUUGAAUUUAUAAUGUUUUACCCAUGUACAAAAAGAUUUUUUUUUUCCUAUAAACUUCUGUAGCAUUUUUGCUGUAAAAAAAAGCAGAAUGUUUUAUCAUUUGUGCUUCAGCACCCUGUCUUGGACAGAUUAAAGGACCUAAACUGGUUCGUGUUA
This is a messenger RNA of Colius striatus (speckled mousebird), 2716 nucleotides long. RefSeq names its product nucleolin (gene NUCLEOLIN). Gene Ontology annotation, molecular function: RNA binding. The transcript is spliced from 15 exons. Bases 208 to 2304 code for a protein of 698 amino acids. The record is from RefSeq and is a predicted model, not a curated record. Lineage: Eukaryota; Metazoa; Chordata; Aves; Coliiformes; Coliidae.